Molecule: messenger RNA, 3113 nt
Organism: Gossypium raimondii (Peruvian cotton)
Lineage: Eukaryota; Viridiplantae; Streptophyta; Magnoliopsida; Malvales; Malvaceae
Product: probable leucine-rich repeat receptor-like protein kinase At1g68400
Exons: 4
Coding region: 435-2228 (597 amino acids)
Biological process (GO): protein phosphorylation
Molecular function (GO): protein binding; ATP binding; protein kinase activity
Source: RefSeq, a predicted model, not a curated record
GCGACCUCUCCUUUAGAGGGGAGGGUCUAGUUUUUGUAAUUUGCUUUUAUUUCUACUUUUUCACUUGAGAGUUUUAGGAGUAAGAAGUGGAUAAACUCAAAGUUAGGUUGUGUACGGCUGACUCAGUGUUGCUUUGUGGUUAUCAACGUAAUUUUGUUGUCAUGGUGAGAAAAACAGAAUGUGGCCAAAAUGAAGAAAAGCUUCGAAGCCGCCAAACAUAGCUUUAUUGAAAACAAGACUGAUAUUGCGAGCAUGAUAUUGGAGUGGUCACGGACUUGGGUGUGAAUAUAUGUAUCCUGUAUAGUUAUGCACAUGAGCUCGAAUACUUUUAAAAAAAAUGAACGAUAUAUCAAAAACAAGGAGGAAGGAACAAUGAUGCCUUUGAAGUAACUUUUAAACAAGUUUCCAUUGACUUGAAGAAACUUUGUACAAAAAUGCAGAGAAAGGGAGGGUUUGAUCUGUUUCUCAACUGGCUAACAUGCAUUGCGGUUGUUUCUGCAUUAAUCAAAACCUGUAUGGGAGGUGAGUUAUAUGAAUCCAAAUCCUUUUUUAGCUUCAUUAGAUCUGUUGAUCCACAAAACGAACUUGGGAUUCAAUGGAACCACUUGUCACAAAAUCCAUGCUUGCAUAAGCCUAAUGGUGUGAAGUGCAAUCUGCAGGCUACCUCAAUAUUAGAAAUAAGGCUUGAAAAUCUGAAUCUUAGUGGUGUAAUAGAUGCAGAUGCCCUCUGCAAACUUCGAAAGCUUCAAGUUCUUAGCUUAUCGAGGAAUCUUAUACACGGAACGAUACCGAGCUCGAUAUCGUACUGCACUGGGCUGAGGUAUCUCAACUUAAGCAGCAAUUCGUUAAGUGGGAGAGUUCCUCACACUCUAACCAAGUUGAAGUAUCUCAAGAGUUUGGACAUCUCUAACAAUCAUUUUACCAACAUCGGUCCAUAUAUUGGAAAGGAAUUCGACCAUUCUAAUAAGUAUUUAAAGAAACCAGUUUCAUUACAAAGUGAUGGUCAUUUAAACACAAGAAGAAAGGAUGAACAAGCUGCAGGUGCCUCAAAAGAUUCCAGUGAAGAUAAUUCCAUCGAUCUAUUGGUUGUUUUGAUCCCUUUAUAUCUUGGCUUUGGGUUCCUCUUUGUGUUCUUAUACUAUAUGAGAAAGAGGGCCGAUAAAAUAGCGAAAGAGAAAGAAGCACAAAAGGUGCUUAAAGAAACACCGCUCAAACUCUCUCCGAUCAAUGCUAUACAGGAAGUGAAGCAAGAGGAUAGAAACCAAGCGCUUGUUUUUUUUGUUGAGGACCAUCAAAGCUUUAAACUAGAUGAUCUCCUCGAAGCCUCAGCUGAUUUACAAAGCCAGGGAAUUUGCAGUAGCCUUUACAAGGUAAUACUUAAGAACAAUGCCACUUAUGCUGUCAAAAGAUUGAAGAAGUUGCAAGUGUCUUUUGAAGAGUUCAGCCAAACAAUGACACGGAUCGGGAACUUGAAGCAUCGAAAUAUCCUACCUCUUGUUGGCUACAAUUGUACAAAUGAAGAAAAGCUUCUGUUCUACAAGUAUCAGAACAAUGGAAGCCUCCUAAACUUGCUAAAAGGCUACAUUGAAGGGAAAAGAGAAUUUCCGUGGAGACUUAGACUGACAAUAGCAAGUGGACUUGCAAGGGGUUUGGCAUUCAUAUAUCAGAAUCCAAAGGAUGCAGACGAGAUCAUUCCUCAUGGAAAUCUAAAGCUCUCAAACAUAUUGCUGGGUGACAGCAUGGAACCAUUGAUAAGUGAAUAUGGGAUUUCAAGGCUUUUAGACCCCAAAAAGAAUUCCCUUUUCUCCAAUGGUUAUACAGCACCCGAGAAAAGUUUAUCGGAAAAAGGCGAUGUUUUCAGCUUUGGAGUCAUCCUACUGGAGUUACUAACUGGUAAGACAGUGGAAAAAACCGGAGUAGACCUUCCGAAGUGGGUGAAGUCGAUGGUGAGGGAAGAAUGGACUGGAGAGGUUUUUGACAAGGAGGUCACUGAAACCGCAUUGCAGUGGGCAUUUCCUUUGCUAAAUAUUGCUCUGAAGUGUGCAUCUUAUUCACCACUAGAUAGACCAACUACAUCAGAGGUCUUGGAAACAAUCGAUGAGGCUUUGUCUGCACACGAUGAUCGUUCGGUUUCUUCGAUGUCUUCCUGGGAAUCAGGCCACCCAGAUUGCUGUAUACUUCACACUGUCAUACCUGAAACUUGGGAUACUCCAGGAUCAAAUUGUUAGUAGAAACUUCAGUAUGUUCUUAUAUUCCAUUCUCCCUUCAACACCGGAACAAUCUUAUCAUUUCGUUGAUUUUGCAGGAAGAAGCCCCUCCAUGUUAAGUUCAAUAAGUCAUCUAUCUUGAAUAUUUUGUGGCCUACAUUAUAUGAUCGUGUAUUUGUGUCAUGUUUGUAAUAUUUUGUUAAAGGAAUAUAGGUUCACUGAUAUCUUGAAUUCUAAUUAUGCAGAACAGGCAAAAGCAAAAUUUUGGAUGGUCCCCCACCACCACCACCACAUCCCCCCUUUUUUAUGUGCCUGAAAUCACCAUAUGAAAGUGGGUCCAAUUAUUACAGUAGAUGAUAACAUGCAUAAUUUGGAUAUGGUUUACAUACACGCAAUGUAAUUUGCAAUUAUUGAAAAAGUUGAAAUCAGUAGUAAGUAACAAAGACAUGUUAUAAAAGGUCCAUAUACACCAGCAGUUGCAAUGGUACAAAGCUAGUUAACAGUGCAAGUCAUGAUUUUCCCACUCAUCUAAACCAUGUACAAAGAAACACAAUACAUUACAAUGAUACAUGUUACACACCAUUAAAUCUAAAGUCACCUGUAUGUCUUCCUUUGUUCAAAGGAGGCUUAGAAAAAUGCCCUACUUCCAUAGAACACCCGAGAGCCUGUGGUUUUCGAUGCCUGUAUUUUUUUAUCACUGUUGUUAAGCUUUGGCCUGCAACGCAACAGCAGACCUGCAUUGAAGCUGAACCAGUGGAGCAGCAGCAUUUUGUUCAUUUGUAACUUGCCUUGGUUGCUUUGUAAUUUGACUUCAAGUUAGUAAGAUUUGUUGUUGAUUUGAAUUUGAUGUAAUGGCUGAUAUGUCAGCUUCUUUUGUGUGUAAUUUAAGCCUAGUUUUAGUCAAAU